AUGAAUUCAAAUCAAUCUUCACCAAUUAAGACCAAAUCAUCAUCUAAGGUCAUUGAUGAUUUACAUUCUAAAAUUGAUUCAUUAACUAUUGAAUUAACAAAUGAAAAACUAUCAAAUCAAGAAUUGACUAAAAAAAAUCAAAUUUUAUCAAGUAAAAAUUCAUCAUUUUUGGAUCAAGUUGCAAAUAUCAAACAUGAAAAUGACAUGUUAAAUGCAUUGUUAAAAAGAAAAGAGAGAAGAAUAGUAGACUUAGAAAAUGAAUAUCAGUCCAUUGUUGAAUCAAAUGAAAAUUUAAGUUUACAACAAAAACAAAUAAAGAUUAGAUAUGAUAAUUUACAAAAGAAUUCUCAGUCAUCGGUUGAAGAAUUGGAAAGAUUAAAAGUUAAUUAUGAUACUUUGGAAAGUUCAUUAUUGGCCUAUCAACAACAUUAUAAAUCUGAAAUUGAUAAGCUCUCAACUAGUUUAAAUGAAUAUAAAUCUAAACUGUUGGAAAAUUGGGAAAAUAGUCAAAAAUUAAUUGGUGAUAAUAAUUCAGAUAUUGAAUUUCUAAUUGAUUCAUUACUGAAUAAAAAGAAAUUAAUGGAUAAUAUAUAUAAUCAAAAGAAUAAUAAAAUUUUAAUCAUGUUGACAAAUUUAACAAAAUUGAUUAAAUUAAAUGGUGAAGAGAAUAAAAAUAUACUUGAUGAAAAUUUACAAGUUUUAAAAUUAAUAUUGGAGAAAUAUCCUGAUUUGGAUGAGAAAUUAUUAAAACAUGAUAAUAUUGAAGUUAAUAUGCUGGAGAUAAUUAAUGAUUCAAAAGAAUGUAUGGAAUUUAUUUCAUUUGAAGAUGAUUCAAAUACUUCAACAACAACUAUAAAUAGUACAAGUUCAGAUGAUAAACAACCAAAUGCACCAGUUGAUUUAACUGCUAAAAAGAGAAAGAAUAAGAGAAAUUCAAUGAUGUUGAAAGAAUCACCAGCUAUAGUGGAAAAUAAUUCAAUAUCAAAGAAACAACCACAAUUGAAUAAUAAUAUUAUAAAUCUACCAAAGAAUAAUUAUUAUCAAAAACAAUUUAAUACAAGAAGGUUAAAUACUCCGCCAACUACACCAAGACAAUAUGUUGAAAAUUUUGAGAAUAAUCAUAAUCAAAAUAAUUUCGACCCUGGUCAAGGUUAUCAUAAAAAACAGUAUUCUAAUAGUGGUAACAUAAGGAGAAAUGGUUCAAUUAAUAGAAAAACCAGCAACAACUCAAACAGUUCAAGUAAUAAUAAUAUUAAACAAAAUAGAAGAAGGUCAACUUAUAAUGAACCAAAUAAUAGAAAUUCACAAAAUUUAGAUCAAAAUUUUGCAAUUAAUUAA
Molecule: messenger RNA, 1338 nt
Organism: Insectozyma verbasci
Lineage: Eukaryota; Fungi; Ascomycota; Pichiomycetes; Serinales; Debaryomycetaceae
Source: the annotation of a GenBank genome assembly